UCCGUUUGUCUGCCUUAAAGGCUCCGGCAGUGGAUCCACCGCUCGGUUCAGUGUAAUCCCGUCGCUCUCGGGUUUUACUCACUCAGCUGUCCGUCAUGGCGACCGCGAAAAGCCUCCGGGCCGCUACGACCAGCGUUUAAAGUCUCUUUUUUUUGUUCAAAGUGCGGCUGGACGUGGAUGUAAGCGCUCCUUUUUCAUCCGGGGGUUAAUACAUCCGUGCGGAUUUCGAGAGAAAAGGGGGCAGGGCAGUGAGCAGUAUAGUGCACCAUGGCAGAGCCAGACCCAGAGCCAACAUCUUCUGUAGCAGGCCAGCGUCUUGGAGCCCCAGAGACUCUUGGCAUCAGUACCCUGGACCCUGGGCACAGACCCCCGGCUAUGCCGCCAGGACGGCAUGUCACCAUCAGGGUCCAUAUGCUGGAUGAUACAGAGGAGCUCUUUGACAUCUCACAAAAAGCCCCAGGCAAGGUGCUGUUGGACCUGGUGUGCGCCCAUAUGAACCUCAUUGAGGGUGACUACUUUGGCUUGGAGUUUCAGGAUCAUCAAAAAAUGAUGGUCUGGUUGGACCACAUCAAGCCCAUUAUCAAGCAGCUCAAACGACCGAAACACACGACCCUGAGGUUUGCUGUGAAGUUUUUCCCUCCAGACCACGCCCAGCUAUUGGAGGAGCUAACGAGGUACCUGUUUGCUUUGCAGAUCAAACAAGACCUGGCAUGUGGACGUCUCACCUGCAAUGACAGCAGCUCUGCAAUGAUGGUCUCUCAUAUUAUCCAGGCUGAGAUUGGGGACUUUGAGGAGAGCCAGUGCCGGUCACACCUCCUCAAUAACAGCUACAUCCCAGAUCAAAUGGCCCUCAUUGAUAAGAUAAUGGACUUUCACUCAAAGAAUAUAGGUCAGACACCAGCAGAGUCAGACUAUCAGUUACUUGAAGUUGCACGCAGGCUGGAGAUGUAUGGGAUUCGCCUGCAUCCUGCCAAGGACCGUGAAAGCACGAAGCUGAGCCUGGCUGUGGCACAUACGGGUGUCCUGGUCUUUCAGGGACAUACAAAGAUUAAUGCCUUCAACUGGGCCAAAGUGCGGAAACUCAGCUUCAAAAGGAAACGCUUCCUCAUCAAGCUGAGGCCAGAUCUAAACAGUUCAUAUCAGGACACUCUGGAGUUUCUCAUGGCCAGCAGAGACUGCUGUAAAGUCUUCUGGAAGAUCUGUGUGGAAUACCAUGCCUUCUUCCGCCUCUUUGAAGAACCAAAGCCUAAGCGCAAGUCUGUGCUCUUCUCAAGAGGCUCCUCUUUCAGAUUCAGCGGCCGCACACAGAAGCAGGUUAUAGAUUAUGUGAGGGAGUCUGAGUUUCGAAAGAUCCCGUUUGAAAGGAAACACAGCCGUGUCCAGCACAACACUCCGGUCCCACACAACAUCCGCCUUUCACCAUUGCCUUCUCCACACCACCAUGAAGUGCCAACACCAAGUGGUGCUCCAGGGGACAUAAUUGACUCUUCUCCCAGACAGCAUUGGAAGGAGUCUGCCUGGGUGAGUGCAGAGGACCCAUCAGUCUCACGGACAAAAGCAAGCCCUUCCAGCGAGAGCAAUGGGCACAAGGACAGAACAGGGCCAGGAAUCAGGCCUGAAGCAGAGGAGAUAAGAAGCUCAACUCGACAGAGUCAUCCGGAACAUCUAAGUACAGGAGUGAUGCCCAACAGCCCUCACCUGUCUGCGUCUGCAGGACACCCUUGCGGCAUGGUUAAUGGUCAGAAGUCACUGGAUCUGUGCAGCCACAGUCCCGACGGCCGACAGCCUUCCCCACUCACCAGCCCGCUGCUCAACGACGCUUGCAGCAUUCGCACCGAUGAUGAAGACGAGGUUCGACGAAAGCGGUUCCCAACAGAUCGGGCCUACUUCAUCGCCAAAGAGCUGCUGACCACAGAAAGGACGUACGUGAAGGAUCUAGAGGUCAUCACCGUGUCAUUCCAGAGUGCCGUGGUACUAGAUGAGUCCACUCCAGGUUCUCUGAAGAACAUCGUUUCCUCCACGUUCGAGCCUCUGCACAAGUUCCACACAGGUUUUCUCAGGGAGGCGGAGCAGCGGCUGGCUCUGUGGGAAGGACGUUCUAAUGCUCACAUCAAAGGAGACGGCCAGCGUAUUGGAGAUGUAAUGUUAAAGAACCUGCAGGCCUUGAAGCCUCUGACAGCAAACCUGCACAAGCAGUCUGAAGUCCUGAUCGAGCUCGAGAAGGCAUGCAGGAUGUCCAGAAGGUUGGAAGGUCUCUGCAGAGACUUUGAGCUGCAAAAAGUCUGUUACAUCCCCCUCAACGCCUUCAUUCUGCGGCCCCUGCACCGCCUCAUUCACUACAAGCAGAUCCUGGAGCGCCUGUGCAAACACUACCCACCCACUCACGUGGACUUCAGGGACUGCAGAGCUGCUCUGGCUGUUGUGUCUGAGGUGGUGGAUCAGCUCCAGGGCAACAUCAUCAAGAUGGAGAACUUCCAGAAGCUUCUGGAGCUUAAGAAGGAUCUGAUUGGCAUUGACAAUCUUGUUGUUCCUGGUCGGGAGUUCAUCAGGUUAGGCUGCCUCAGCAAACUGUCUGGAAAAGGUCUCCAGCAGCGAAUGUUCUUCCUGUUCAACGACGUCAUCUUGUACACGAGUCGAGGGAUGACGGUGACCAAUCAGUUCAAAGUGCACAGGCAGCUGCCACUCCACGGCAUGACAAUCAGAGAGAGUGAGGAUGAGUGGGGUGUGCCUCACGCCUUCACGUUGAUUGGACAGCAACAGUCGGUGGUAGUUGCAGCAAGUUCUCUGAUGGAGAUGGAGAAGUGGAUGGAGGACAUAAAGAUGGCAGUAGAGAUGUCAAAAACCAGCAACGGACCGACCUCUGACCUCCAGACCAGCAUUUUGACUGAAAAAUGCCCCGAGGACUCCUCGGCGGAGGCGGAGUCCGAGGACGACACGACGCCGUCGCAGCCCUCCCUGGAGAGGCCCGCCCCUCACCGUGGUAACACCAUGGUGCACGUGUGCUGGCACAGGAACACCAGCGUGUCCAUGGUGGACUUUAGCAUAGCCGUGGAGAAUCAGCUUUCAGGAAACCUUUUGAGAAAGUUCAAGAACAGUAACGGCUGGCAGAAGCUUUGGGUUGUCUUCACCAACUUCAGCUUGUUUUUCUACAAAACUCACCAGGAUGAUUAUCCGCUAGCCAGCCUCCCCCUGCUGGGGUACUCAGUCACCAUUCCCUCCGAGUCCGAAAACAUCCACAAGGACUACGUCUUCAAGCUGCACUUCAAGUCUCACGUCUACUAUUUCCGAUCAGAGAGCGAAUACGCCUUUGAGAGGUGGAUGGAGGUCAUUCGCAGCGCCACCGUUUCGUCCAGUCGCGCUCGAACGUCGAACAACAAAGAGCCCCGCAUUCACUGAUUUGGCUUGUCCCCUUGACCUCUCUGUUUACUCCUUGUCUCCUGGACUCUUUUUUUUUCUUUUCAACACAUUUCUGGGACAUUUGUACAUCGAGCAGCGUCUGCGCACAUUCUGUGCUUUUUUUUUUUCUUCUUCUUUUCUUUUUUAUGCUUUAAUGGUGACACGUCCGCUGGUUUAGACUGCAUCAGAGACUGCAUUUUUACUCAACUCUGAAACCUCUUUUUAAGGAUGUCAUUUUAUACUGUUUUGUAAGAGUCUUGACCAUUUUCUAUCUUUACAGUUUUGCAUUUUGUUGUCGGUUGUUUUUACAGCAGAUGCAUCUUUCUUAGACCGUUAAAACUCUCACUGCAUCGUCUUUUUUUGGUGUACUUCAUAUUACUGAAAGCAGCUGCUUGGAUCGUGUCCGGGUUUAGUGCCAAACUGCUUUAUAUCAAAGUCCUGGACUUGCUAUUUUGUUACAUUAUUGAUAAGGAGUGUCUUCUAUAAACUGAGAUUUUAAAAGUCACAUACAGCUGGUUGUUCUUUAAAGCUACAGUAUGUAGGAUUUAGGGGGCAUUUAUUAGCAUAAAUGGAAUAUAACACUUGGCGUCACAUGUUCAUUAAUAUGUAGUUACCUGCAACAAUGAAUCUUUGUGCUUUUAUUAGCUUAAAAUAAGACCUACAUAUCGACAUGGAGAUGUAAAGGAUCAUGCAUAUUGCUUAUCACAAGAAAAGGCAAGGUAGCAUGAAUCCCCCUCAGCAAAACAGCAAAAACGUGAAGGCAAAUAAAAUCGUAACCAGCAAACGCAGAAUGCAAUCUGCAGCCUCACCACUAGAUGACACCAAAUCCUGCAUGCUGUAGCUUUAACUGAACACUGUGUUUUGUGUCAGAAAAUAGAAAUAGAAUAAUAACAAUCUAUUUUGAUGUAUUAUCGAUAUAACUGAUGUAAAUGUAGCCCGAGCAGCUGCCAGCACCACUAAUGCCAUUUCAAGUAAAGUGAAGAUUUGCUGAUGUUUGUUGUAUGAAUAAUUUUUUUUAACAGAUCACCUUCGGGUGUAUGAGAAAAUGUGGGACAUAUUCAUAAUCAGUGUAUUAUGAAGGUAACAGUUAUUGAAAGCUUUAAAGAUUAUGUGUUUUAAAAGAAUAAGAAUAAUAAAAUAAAAACAAAAUAUAAACUUUCUGUUCCAAGCACUAUUGCCCUCACUGGACUUGGCUGCCUCCUGUAUACAUGAAUGACAUUUUAUGUGUCUAAAUGAAUAGAAAUAUGCAUUUGACAGGGUUUUACAGUGACGCAUGUGAGACGGAAAACUGCAAUUUUCCAGACAACUGAGAGAUAUUUGGAAAUGAAAGCAAUAAAAACCUCACUCAAAAUCAGA
This is a messenger RNA of Thalassophryne amazonica, 4752 nucleotides long. RefSeq names its product FERM, ARHGEF and pleckstrin domain-containing protein 1. The record is from RefSeq and is a predicted model, not a curated record. The transcript is spliced from 27 exons. Bases 268 to 3396 code for a protein of 1042 amino acids. NCBI's taxonomy places the organism in Eukaryota, Metazoa, Chordata, Actinopteri, Batrachoidiformes, Batrachoididae. Gene Ontology annotation, molecular function: guanyl-nucleotide exchange factor activity. Gene Ontology annotation, cellular component: cytoskeleton.